ACGAUGAAGCUCAAUGACAAAACCACCUACGAAGUUUCACUCCCCAUUGCCUUCCAGCUUCCCUCGGUCACCCAAAGGGAAAGUUGAGUAAUCUCGUCCCUCUAUAUCUUCCCCUAUAUCUAUCUCCCCGUCCUCCCCCACCAGUCAAUAAGUUGGAACAAAACCACCCAAAUAGGAGCAGUAGCAGCAGCAGCAGCAGCAGCAGAAGAAGAAAGUCACAUAGCAUAGAUCUAUGCAGGCCAUGGACACAGGUAGCCCCGGGCAAGACCUGGGCAUCAGAGAUGAGGUGAUCAAGAAAGCUUGCUCCCUCUCCGUCAGAGCCCACCAGGUUCCGGAGAAGUCCUUCCUCGUCGAGAAGAUUCGCGGCAGCCCCUCGCACGUCAUCUUCGCCUUCUCCGGGUCUUGGACUUCCGGCGAGGGGUUCGCCGGAGACGGCAAGGCCAGAGCCUUCGGAGAGACCGAGGUCAACCUCGGCAUGUUCCCUUCUCUCUGGAGCAUCGGCAACGACAUAACCGCUAAGGUCAACGAGGCGUUCAUGAGGCGAUUCCUAGAGAUUGUAGAGAAGUCAACGCUCCGCAGUGAGGUGGAGAAGGCGAUGAGUGGAAGCAAGCCGAUAAUAUUCGCUGGCCAUUCUUCAGGCGGUCCGAUUGCGAUAUAUGCGGCCAUUUGGGUACUCGAGGAGUACAAAAGAUCGCACAAGAGUCUGACUCACGGCCCUUUCUGUUUAACGUUCGGAUCCCCUCUUACCACCGACCGCAUCUUUUGCCAUGCCGUCCGACGAGAGGAGUGGUCCGAUCGCUUUGUCCACUUUGUCAUGAUACACGACAUUGUUCCCAGGAUUUUACUCGCCCCUCUCUCCUCCACAAAAGAGUUCCUAGAACAAAUCCUACCGUACUUCAUCUCAACUUCCACACAUCACAGAGCUGAUUCGAUUGACAAGGUGAAAUUGACUGCAUUAUUUGACAACGUGAUGAGGAAUGCAUCAUGCGUUGCAAGCCAUGCGGCAUGCAUUCUAAUGGGCAGCACAAAUAUGCUAUUAGAUACCAUGACUAAAUUCGUUGAGCUAAGUCCUUACCGACCAUGCGGCAAGUAUGUCUUUUGCACCGGGACCGGCAGGUUGGUUGUCAUGAAGAAUCCGGAUGCUGUCUUUCAAUUGUUGUUUUACUCUUUACAGCUCGUGUCCGAAUCAGAGGUUCAACAGACAGCGGUAGCAAGCUUACUGGCACAUCUGGCUUAUGAAGAUGGACUAGACAAAAGCUUGGACAUGCGUAAUGCAGUUCAUUUGGAGAACCUCCGAGAAUUACCUCUCAGCUCGGAUGAUACUACAGAUAUUGCGACCAAGACAAUCGACGCCACCUUAAAUCACCUUAAUCUAAGUACGAGGGCAAGGCUGUGCCUUCGUGCUGCCGGAGAAUCAGAGAAGCAGAAAGAUGAUAACCAGAUGAAGAUUGAACACAAGAUGGUCACCAUAAGGAACAUCCUCUCUGAUUUAGAAGGGUACCGGACCAUGUGUGAGACUCGUGGCAUGGGAUAUUUUGAUGCUUUCAAGGAGCAAAAGUAUGAGGACGACUUCAAGGCUAAUGUGAAGAGAUUGGAACUAGGAGGCAUAUGGGACGAGGUUAUCGAGAUGCUAAAACGAGAUGAGCUCCCAGAUAAAUUUGAGGCAGAGGAAACAUGGGUGGAACUAGGCACAAGGUUUCGACAACUUGUGGAGCCACUAGACAUAGCCAACUACUAUCGACACCUAAAGAAUGAAGACACGGGUCCUUACAUGACGAAAGGAAGGCCGAAACGCUACAAGUAUACUCAAAGAUGGCGAGAACAUGCUGAGCAGUUGCCGAGAGGUACGUGUGGUGCAUCCUGCUUCUGGGCAGACGUGGAGGAGCUCACCCUUGCGUCUGCUAAUCCAUCGAACGAGCAGCAGGCUUUGGAUUUGGCGAAGAAACUGAAAGAAUGGCACAGCAAAGGGGAGGUGAAGAACGACGCAUUCUUGAAGGAGACCGCACUUGUAAAAUGGUGGCGCACUCUCCCUGACAAUUACGAAGCAAAGUCCUCCAUCAAAGUUCUCAUAGAGAGCUAAAAGAGGAUUUGCCUGAAAAGCCAGACCCAGCAAGUGGCUGGCAUCGUUCAAAGGAUUGUUCUCCUUUGCAGCUGAUUUUCUCUGUACAACACGUGUUAUCAAUGAUACAAGUUAUGCACGAAAGAAAAAAUAUGAAGAAUUGAUAAAGUUGCUCCGAUGGAGAGCAAAUAUAACAGUCCUACAUUGCUCA
This is a messenger RNA of Syzygium oleosum, 2270 nucleotides long. Its product is annotated as protein EDS1L-like. The transcript is spliced from 3 exons. Lineage: Eukaryota; Viridiplantae; Streptophyta; Magnoliopsida; Myrtales; Myrtaceae. Gene Ontology annotation, biological process: defense response; lipid metabolic process. The record is from RefSeq and is a predicted model, not a curated record. Bases 233 to 2080 code for a protein of 615 amino acids.